AUGAUUUCGAUGAUGAAACCCCUUGUAAAAUAUUUAUAUGUAUAUAGAUUCUAAAUAUUUAAUAUAAGAUUUUGUAAAUUCUGCCUUUGAUCAUCAAUAGUACGCAUAAUAUACAUUAGUCUCACAAAGCGGAAUAAAUUUUUUAAAGGGAUCAAAUAUAUAUUAUUCAGUUUUUCAAGGAAUUAGAGUUUUUGGAGGACCUUAUGUCUGGGCUUAAGCUAAAUUUUAAAGAAUUUAUAACAUCAUAGAUCCUCAUCAUAGUAUUACCAUAGCAUUUUAUAUUCUUUAUGGACCGUCAUUUCCUACAGAUGGAAGUUUUAUUUACACAAUUGACAAUUAUGCCCCAGUUACUAAAUCAAAAACAAGUUAUUUUUCAACUUAUUCUGAUGGAAGUAGAUACGAUAAAGUAUAUCAAAGAAUAUCACAUAAUAUAAAUACAUUAACAAUCACUUGGGAAUGUUUUGGACUAAAUAAUGAGCCAAUUAAAGCUUAUUGUGGAUUUUAUAAUUAUCAUAUUGCUGUUCAUUACUGCUAACCUUAUUGUUUAUAAUGUUUAGAUCAAAAUACAUGUACAUAAUGGAAUAGCACUUAUGAUGCAAGUAUUGUAAGAUUUUCUUAAUCUGAAUGUGAAAGUUAUCAAUAUUUUGAUAGAGAUUCAUUUAGAUGUUUGCAAUGUCAUUCACCUUGCUUAACAUGCACAUCUAAAAUAGAUUGUUAAACAUGUUAAUCUACUUUCACUUAAACUAAAUUAGGAUGUAUUUGUUUAAUGAAUUAAUAUGAAGAUUAAAAUUAAUGUUUUAAUUGCCCAAUUGAAUGUACUUAAUGUCUAAGUGCUUCAUAUUGUUUGGAGUGCUUAUUUAUUAAUAAUAGAUAACUAGUGAAUGGAUAAUGUAAUUGUCUAGUUGGAUAUUAUCCAAUUGCAUUAAAUCCUUAAUGUUAAUAAUGCCAUUAAUUUUGUAAUACAUGCACUGGACCUACUUCUGAUGAAUGUUUAACUUGUUCUAAUAUAAUUAAUAUCGAAUAAAUCGGAUCAACAUGUAGAUGCCCAUCAGGAUCAUAUUAUUCAGAUCCAAUAAAAACAUGUUCUUUCUGUCAUUAUUCCUGCUCAACUUGUUUUAGAACUACAAUUGAAGGUUGCUUAACAUGUAAUCCUGCAUUAAAUAGAAUAUUAAAAGGAUUAAAAUGUGAAUGUGCACCUGGGUAUUAUGAAUUAAAUAAUGUUUGUACAAGUAUUUAAGAUCUUAGUUAUUAUAGGUUGUCCAACUAUAAUAGAUACAUCUUUAACUGAAUGUUAUAAAUAAUGUAAUAAUAGUUAAUAAAUAUGGCAUACUAAUAUUUGUAAUUCUUGCGAUUCUGGAUUUCAAUUAGUAUCCGGAGAAUGUCAGCCUAUUUGUGGAGACUUAUAAAUAAAAGGAUAUGAAUAAUGCGAAGAUAAUAAUACUAUUUUCGAUGAUUUAUGCUAUAAUUGUUAAUUUCAAUGUCCACUUCAUUGUGAAAUUUGCGAUUAAACAACUUCAUUACCAUGUCCAGAUAUUUGUGGAGAUGGAAUUAUUACUGGAAAUGAAUAAUGCGAAGAUGGAAAUUCUAUCUAAUAUGAUGGAUGUUUUAAUUGUUAAUAUUAAUGUUAAUUGUAAUGCACAAAAUGUAUAAAAGGAGAAUGUAUUGAAUGUGCAACUAAUGGAUGGUUUAUUGAUCCUACAGUUACUCCUUGGUAAUGCAGAGAAAGAUGUGGAGAUAAUAUUAUUGUUGGAACUGAAUAAUGCGAAGAUGGUAAUUCAAGUGAUACAGAUGGAUGCAAGGAUUGUAAAUAUUUUUGUAGAAUUGGUUGUUCUUCUUGUAAUUUUACUAAUAAAACUUGUUUAAGUUGUGAAUUUCCUGGUUUUACUCCUGUUUCUUAUUAUUGCAGAAAUAUUUGCGGAGAUGGUUUAGUUGUAGUAGAUCCAUAUGGAUUCUAUUAUGAAGAAUGUGACGAUGGUAAUACAAUUAGUGGAGAUGGUUGCAGUAGUUCAUGUUAUUAUUAAUGUUAAUCAAUUUCUAUUUGUACUACAUGUGUCAGUAAUAGAUGUGAACUUUGUGCUUCGGGAUAUUUACUAACAACAAAUAAAAUUUGUGUUCCAAUUUGUGGAGAUGCAAUUUUAGUAACUGGCGAAUAAUGUGAUGAUGGUUUGAUAUUACCAUAUAAAUGUUAAAAUUGCAAAGUAAGAUGUUAAAGUUCAUGUCUUACUUGUUCUACUACUGUGCUUGGUUGUUUAACCUGUAAAACAGGUUAUACAAGAAUUGAUUAUUUAUGUUAUUCCAUCUGUGGUGAUUAAAUAGUAACAGAAGAUGAAUAAUGCGAUGAUGGAAACUUAAUUUUAGGAGAUGGUUGUCAUUUUUGUUAAUAUACUUGUUAGGAUGAAUGUCUUAAUUGCAUUAAAGGAAUCUGUUAUGAUUGUUUAGAUGGUUAUAAAUUGAUACAAUUUAAAUGUUAUCCUAUUUGCGGAAAUGGAAUAAUAUAAAAAAAUGAGUAAUGUGAGAUUCAAAAUUAAUUACAGCCUUCACAAAAUUGCAAAUCUUGUAAGUUUUCUUGUGAUAUGAACUGUUUUUUAUGUUUAUAUGGAAUUUGUUAACAAUGCAUUGAUGGUUACGAGUUAUCUUAGAAUUAACAAUAAUGUUAUGAAUCUCUAUAAAAUACUAAUUUUGCCAUCGAAAACUGUUUGAUCUAAAUUAGGAAUUCUUGUUACAAAUGUUAAGAUCAUGCUUAUUAUGAUUAAGUAGAAUAAAAGUGCAAAUCAAAAGAAUCAAGUUUGAAUUUUUGUUAAUAUUAUCUUAAAAUAUAACCUGAUAUUUAUUGCAGUCAAUGUUUUGAAUACUGCUCAUUAUGUAAUAAUAAUACAUGUGUGGAUUGUCAAAAAGGUUAUUAUCUAGAUGAAAACUAACAAUGUAAUUCCUUUUGUGGUGAUGGAAUACUUUCACAUGAUGAAUAGUGUGAAAUAAAUGAUUAAAAUUGCUUGAGUUGCAUGCUUGAAGCUCCAAAAUUAUGUGAAUUGUAGUUUUAAAAUCUUUGCUAUUAAUGUGAAUAUGGAUAUUAUUAUAAUUAAUAUUCUAAUAUAUGCGAAUCUAAUUGUGGAGAUGGAAUAGUAUCUCAUGAUGAAGAUUGCGAAGAUAACAAUUAUUUAGAUUUCGAUGGUUGUUAUCAAUGUAAAUUUUCAUGCAGCUAAUAUUGUAUUAAUUGUUAAAAGGACGUAUGCUAAGAAUGUGAAUUAGGUUUUUUUCUUUAUGACGGAUUUUGUUUUAACGAAGAAAAAGAUAAUGAAUGUAGUACGGAAUGUAAAAUAUGUCAAUAAGCUCGAUGCUUACUUUGUGAAAAAGAAUAUAAAUUCAAUGAAUAUGGUGAUUGUGUACCUGGUUGUUAAGAAGGAUGCAUUAAUUGUAGUUAUUCUUAAUGUUUACAAUGUGGAAUGGAAUAUUAUUUAUAUGAUAACAAAUGCAUUCUAAUUGAAUAAUGCUCAGUAGGUUUGUACUUAAUUUAAGAAUUAUUAAUCUGUGAAUCUUAGUGUGGUGAUGGAUUUAUAACUGGUUGGGAAGAAUGUGAUGAUUAGAACAGUUAAUAAUUUGAUGGUUGCUAUUAAUGUAAAUAUGAAUGCAUUGAAAAUUGUAUUCAAUGUAUAUAAGGAGAAUGCUUAUAUUGUUCUACAGAGUUUAAUUUAAUUGAAAAUUAAUGUUUAUCUAAAUGUUAAGAAUCUUGCCUUAAUUGUGUCGAAGGAAUAUGUUAAUUAUGCGCUAAUGGGUAUUUUCUAAACGAAUAUUAUAAAUGUACAAAAAUAGAUUGCGAAUACGACUUUAGUUGCACUUAAGAAUGUGGAAAUGGUAUUAUUGAAGCUUAGGAGUAGUGUGAUGAUCAAAAUUUCAUAAAUGGAGAUAGUUGUAACAACUAUUGUGAAUUAACAUGCGAUACUAAUUGUAUUAGUUGUAUAGAUGGUAUUUGCUUAUAAUGUGCAGAAGGAUGGGUAUUCAAUCUAUUCUUAUGUAAACCUAUUUGCGGUGAUUCAAUCAUGGUAGGAAAUGAAGAAUGUGAUGACGGAAAUUCCAUCAGUUUUGAUGGAUGUUUUUAGUGUUAAUUCUAAUGUAUUAAAUUUUGUGAGGAUUGCUAAUAAGGGGUAUGUUAAUCAUGUCAAACUAAUUUUGAAUUAGAUUUAUCAAAUAAUUCAUGUAAGCCUAUUUAGAAUUAAGUUCUAACUUACACAUAGCCUGAUUGUAAACAAUAUAAUAACGACUAAUGCAUAUAAUGUUAAGCUGGAUAUCUUGAUUUGAUAACAAAUGUUUGUAUAAUUAAUUAUAGUAUGAAUAAAUGCACUAAAAAUUGUAAAUAUUGUGUACUUGAAAAAUGUUUAGAAUGUGAAUAAGGAUACUAUGGUAACAAAUGUACUCCUAAAUGUGGAGAUGGCUUAAUAGUAAAAGAAGAAGAAUGUGAUGACGGAAGUUCAUAUUAAUUAGAUUCUUGUUUAAAUUGUAAAUAUUAAUGUCCUGAAUAUUGUAGUAAAUGUGCUUAUGGUGUAUGUACACAAUGUUAUUAAGGUUUUUAUUUGGAUAUUGUUAGUAAUUCUUGUAAUUCUAGUUGUGGUGAUAAAAUAUUGGCAAAUGAUGAAGUUUGUGAUGAUGGUAAUGAAUUGAGAUAUGAUGGAUGUUUUGAAUGCAAAUAUUAAUGUUAAAUGGAAUGUUUAGAUUGUUAAUUUGGUAAGUGUAAUUUGUGUGAAUCAUCAUUAGUUUUAGUUUAAUCUAAAGGUAUUUGUGAAUAAUUAAAAUAAUGUGAAGGUUUGACAGGAUUAUAUUAUGAUGUCUUAAAAAAUGAUUGCUUACCUUAGUGUGGUGAUGGCAUUAUUGUAGGGAAUGAACAGUGCGAGGAUAUGAAUAGUAUUCCUUAUGAUGGAUGUUAUGAAUGCAAAUAUUAAUGUGAUAAAUUGUGUACAAACUGUUAAAAAGGAGAAUGCUUUGAAUGUUAAAAUGGAUAUAUAUUAGAGGGUCAAAAAUGUAAAACUAAAUGUGGAGAUGGUAUCAAAAUUGGAGAAGAGUUAUGUGAUGAUAAAAAUGAGAUUCCAAGAGAUGGAUGUACUCUUUGUAAAAUUGAUCCUUUAUUUAAAUGUGAAGAAGAUACAAAUUUAUUAAGCUUUUGUUAUAAGUGCUAAGAAAAUUGUUAGGAUUGUAAUUAUAACAAUAAUCGAGUGGAAUGUUUAUAAUGCAAAAAAGGGUAUUUCUUAAAAGAUAAUACUUGUAAUUCUUGUUCAGAAAAAUGUGAGGAAUGUGUUAAUACUCCAAAUAACUGUACUUUAUGUUCUACAAGUGAUUGUAAACGAUGUGAUAAUAUUUCUGGAUUUUACUUAAAUUAAUAAUCAAAAACCUGCAUUACAAAGUGCGGAGAUAAUAUUAUAGCAGGAUUAGAACAAUGUGAUGACGGAAAUCUAAUUGAUUAAGAUGGAUGCAAUUCUAAAUGUCUUAUAGAAAAAGAAUUUGUUUGUUAAGGAGGUGUUUGCUUUGUUCCUCCAAAGAAAUAAAUUGAGUUAACGUAUUCUAAUUCAACUACAACAAGUGAUUUUGAUUUAGUAUUUGAGAAUCUUGGACUUGAUAGCAUUUGUGAUAAAUUAAAUAUUUGGAUAGAAUUAUUCGAAACAAAUGAAUUUAAAUAUAUAAUUUCAAAGAAGGAUAAUUCAACUGCUGAAGGCUAUGGAGGAUGUGAAAUAAAAUUUAACUUCUUUAAAACAAUAUUAGAAUCUAAUCUUAUUCAUCUAAUAGUUCCAUUAAAAGAAAAUAAAACUAGAUUAAUUGAAGAAACUAGAGAAAUUAUUAUUACACCAAGAAGAUUAGUAUAUUAUAAUGAAGAGUAGCAAGCAUAAGCUUAAAGUGUUGCUUCUGCAUCAUCUUCACUUACUUUCAUUCUUUAAUUAGUUGGACCAUUAACAAUUAUUCUAGGAGGAUUUAAUUUCUUUUGGACAAUAUUAGAUAUUUUAACUUGGAUUAACAAUUUCUAUUUUCUAAAUGUAGAUUAUCCUUUGAAUGUUAAAAUAUUUUUUAAUUAACUUGAAUGGGGUGAUAUAAUAAAUAUUCCUGAUAUAAUCUCAUUAAAUUCACCAGAUGAUCCAUAUUAUUUUGAAGCUCCUCCUAAAUUUUUAGAAAAAGAUGUUAAUCCUUUAUUUUUAAACAACAUAUAAUUAUUUUGUGGACUUAUUUUACUUGCUUUAUUUGCAUUUUUCUGCUCUAUUUGCAUUUUAUAAAUGAUAGAAAAUAAGUAUCAACCAAAUUUAGUAUCAACGCAUAAAAUAGAAAUCUUUUCAGUUAGUUAAGUAAAUAAGAGUGUUGAAGUAAUGUCACCACAAAAGUCUUAAAUGAGAACAAUAAGGUUUAAAACAAAAUAAAUGCCAUCUUUAAUAAAUUCAAUAUAUAAAGAAGUAUUAUGGUUUAAGGAGAAUUUUAGGGCUAAAUUACUGUAAAUCAUUGGACUAGUCUUUUUGGAUAUUUGUUUGGCUUGUGUUCUUUAAUUACAAUAUACAAAAAAUUAAGAGUUUAUCAUAAUUUAAUUGAAUAUUUUAUUAGCGAUUAUUGGAGUUAUUUUUAUAGUUUCUGUAUUUUAGUUAUACUCAUUUGUUUGUUCAUAACAUUAAAUUUUGUAUGAAAGUUAAAUUUUUUAAAAUUAUUACUCCUCAUUAUAUGAAGGAAUCAAUACUAAACAAUUACUAGCAAGAAAAUAUUGUUAUGUAAAUUUAAUGAGGAAAGCUUUAUUUAUUUUUUUUACUGUAUAUUUUUAUGAUGUUCCUUUAUUGUAAACAUCAUUAUGUUGUUUAACAUGUUUUUUAAAUUUAGCUUUGAUUUUGUAUCAGAAUCCAUUUGAGAAUAGAAGUGUACUUAUACAAACAGCAAUACCUGAUUUUUGCAUAUUUAUUAUCAUUUUUAUUACAGUUUUAUUGGCCAUUCAUGAUGUUAGUAACAUAUUUUCAUUUGAUUAAAAAUAUAUGAUUGGAUGGAUAAUCUUAUUUUUUAUAGGGUUUUCAAUAUUGAUAUAGUUGAUCUUUUUGUUUCAAUAAUUCUUUUAAGAUAUGAAAGCAAGACUGAUUCAAUUAAAGGAUAUGAUUUGUAACUAAAAAAAUAAGAAAAAUUGA
This is a messenger RNA of Paramecium sonneborni, 7130 nucleotides long. NCBI's taxonomy places the organism in Eukaryota, Ciliophora, Oligohymenophorea, Peniculida, Parameciidae. The record is from the annotation of a GenBank genome assembly.